CGUGGCUGGAUUUGCCAAGUUGACUUCACGCCACUGCGUGUUUUAAGUGAUGACGCAGUUUAGUUGAAGGAUGAAGUUUUUAUUUAAUGCCUAAAUUUUAAAAGGUCAUUGCCAGCAGGUUUUUUACGAUUCUGCUAGUUCGAGGAAAUCAGUGGAGAGUGAAGAUCGAAGUUCGGAAGUUAAAGAUCGAGGAGAAUUGCCUUCUACGGUGAAACGGGUUUUGACCUUUGUUUGAUCCUUAUUCGGAAGGAUUUCGUUGACUAUCUUCGUGUUAAUCCCUGGGUAACCAGAAAGGAUUGAAGGUAGUGGAGAAGGAAAGAGAAGGAUCCAUUACCCAAAUCUGUAUUUUCUGAGAAUAAGCAGGAGCUGAGGUGUGCAUCUAUGUAUUCUGAAUCUGAUAACCAGGUCCAGGGCACGUACACCAGUGUCAUUCCUCCCCCUCCCAGCCGAACACAAGUCAAAAAGGUUUCUACCGGUGUGCCCCAUGAUGUGGUAACACAGCGAGUGCCGGCAACAGAACAGCAGCAGGAUUCGGUUUCCCCAGUUGUCUCUCCUCAUCACUCACCACCAUCUUCACCAGUUGCUUGGAGGAAACAAAGCAAGCAGCAUCCUAGUGGAGGGUCGGUUGCUGGUGAUGGAAUGUGGCCAGCCCACUCUCCCCCUCCCAACCAAGAGAACUGGGUGAGUUUUACUGAUACACCUCCAAGCAGCACACUUCCAACAAUGCAUCCUGCUUCUGUUCAGGAACACACAACUGUAAGGACUGUAGCAUCCGCUACAAAUGCCAUGGAAAUCCGUAGGCAGUCCAGCGGCUAUGAUGAUCCUUGGAAGAUUACUGAUGAGCAGAGACAGUAUUACAUCAACCAGUUUAAAAAUAUUCAACCAGACUUGAAUGGCUUUAUUCCAGGAUCUGCAGCUAAAGAAUUCUUCACAAAGUCCAAAUUGCCAAUUCUCGAGCUUUCUCACAUUUGGGAGCUAUCAGACUUUGACAAAGACGGCGCAUUGACAUUGGAUGAGUUUUGUGCAGCUUUCCAUCUUGUAGUGGCCAGAAAAAAUGGAUAUGAUUUGCCAGAAAAAUUACCUGAAAGUUUGAUGCCAAAGUUGAUUGACCUUGAUGAUUCAGGAGAAGUCGCUGACCAGGUUUCUGAAACUGGCUUCUCAUCCUCGCCUCCGGAAGUACCCCCUAGUAAAUCACCGUCCAUGCCCUCACUAAACCAGACGUGGCCAGAGCUGACCCAGGGCAGUGAGCAGUGGGAGACUUUUAGUGAACGCUCCUCAAGCUCGCAAACUCUGACCCAGUUUGAUUCUAACAUUGCACCAGCUGAUCCUGACACAGCUAUUGUUCACCCUGUUCCAAUCCGCAUGACUCCAAGUAAAAUUCAUAUGCAAGAGAUGGAGCUGAAAAGAAUUGGAAGUGAACUUGCACACCCAACUAGUCCUUUGCUUACGAACUCGCCAGAGCUUUCAGAGGAGACGAAGCUGGCUACCACUGUGAAAUUUGUUGCAGGAAACACUGUCGAUGGGUACAGCAGUUCAGAUUCAUUUGUUUCUGAAUCUGAACAAAUUGGAAACAGCAUAACCCGGCAACGUUCGCAUUCGGGCACUUCUCCAGACAACACGCUAAAAGCUGCACCUCCUCCACCUCCGCCAAGACCACAGCCUUCUCAUUCAAGGUCGUCUUCACUAGACAUGAGCAGAAGCUUCUCUGCAAGCAACACAGGACAAGCACAGGCUGGAGUUGUUGCCUGUCCUCCUGCCGUGCCUCCAAGACCACAGCCUACACAGGUCACUGUGCCUCCAUUACAUCGGCCAGUAGACGUUGAUGGUCAUGUGGCUCACAGCAGCACCUCGCCACAGCAGAUGCCAGAGCAGCCAAACUUUGCUGAUUUCCGUCAAUUUGAAGCGUUUAUAUCCAAGGGGACAGAGCAGCAAAUGGACGAUGCAGACAGGCAUUCUGAAACUGUGCAGCCUGAGAAGCCUUCAGAUUCAACAGGCACGCUGAGAACAGCAAAGCUAGCUGGUUCUAGUGAUGAAAAGCCAUCUGGAAACACGGUUAAAACUGCAACGUGUCUUGUUCCUCCUCCUAAGCCUGUUCGUCGGAGACUGCAGUCUGAAGAAGAACUCCGUGGUGAUGCAGAUGAGCUUACACAAAAAACCAGCAUCAUCAACACUGUUUUAGUCUCCCACUCGUCUGUUUCAAGGUCAGUUGGCAAAGAUAAAAAGUCGGUUCAGGCUUCGAUCAGAAGAAAUAAGGAAACUAACACAGUGCUAGGCAGGCUCAACAGUGAAUUACAGCAACAACUGAAGGAUGUGCUUGAGGAGAGAAUCUCUCUGGAGGUGCAGUUGGAGCAGCUACGACCAUUCUCACACUUGUAACACAGGAGCUUCCCUGGCCAUGUGGACGAAAUGAAAAGGUCAUGUUUGGUGCCGAUGUGCCACUGGAUCCUAACUACUCCUGCAGGCAGCUUUCCCUCUGCUCAGCUUCGUGGGUCUACUAUGCAGUGAUAGUUUUCCAUGGUUCAUUUCAUAGAGCCACUCACUUGGAAUGUGGGUGUCAUUUGUUUGAAAAGAGGGAGAAAGAAGAUGAGGGGGCUGUAACGAUGGUGAAUAUUCAGCUCCUGGGGGCGAGGUAUAGAGGCAAGUAAAAUAGUAUUGGAUUCUACAGAGCAGUGAAAUAUACAAUUCCCCUACCCAUCUUCCCCAUCCCACUCCCCUUCAGACUGGUCAUCAAUUCGGCCGGGAGAAAUGGCUUGCCAAUGAGAGUUUUUAAAGUAAGUUAAGUAUGCCCGUUGAAUCCUUGAACCACCCUGGUUGAAGGAGGAAAGCUGCCAGAGUGUUUCAGCAUUUGAAGCUCUGUGUUCAUUCAGCUGCCGUCAAGUGGCUUAUAAUUACUUUGGUAAAAUAGUGAGACGUGAUGGAAGAGCUACAGUGUGCUAGAGUGGAUAUAUAUUUCCCUGUAUCAGUGUUGGAAGGAGUGUCUCAGUGCUUCUCUGCUACUCCUGAACUGUGUAGCUGUCCUUUUGGGUGAGGCUGCUUUCUGUCUGUGCAGCUUCAGUUAAAAAGGGGGCUUCCUUUCUGGCCAUUCAAAGAAACUUCUUUAAAUGUUUCUGAUUGCAUUACUACAGCAGAACACUAAAGAUUGUCCCUAACCAUUUGGAGCGACCUUGGGUGGUGGUGUAGGGGUUUGGUUGGAGAUAAGUAAUGAAAUAUUUUGCACUACUGAGUAUGAGUGUAUUCAUGCAUUUCUAAUUAGGGUUCAAAACCACUUUUUUAAAUUGGAUGGUGUAAAGCAUAAUAUAUGUUUGGAGUCGGGGUGAGAAUGUAGAUACCACCACUAAAGAUUUUUGUUUGAAAUAUAAAUUUAAGCUAGUGAAUUGUGAAGGACCACCAGCCAGUUUAUUGAUGCCAAAGCAGUCAGUCUGUUUGAGCAUGUCAAGAAGAUUGUGGUGAGCUGACUUUUGUUUUAAUACUGAGUGCACUGGACUCGUUAAUAAAGCUGCCGUGUGGCCAUACCCCGUUUGUUCUGUUGUAAACAUUCACAUGGGGAAAUAACUGUGGCAUAUACCACAAAUGUGGGUAUGGAUUUGGGAGGGGUGCGUGUGUGAGAGUGUGUGUAUACAAACACCAUUUACUUGGAGCAAAUCAGUGUGCAGUCCAUGCGAGUAGUGCAUUAAACAGGUGAAUCUAUACUCUCUCCCCUCCAGCCUCCACACUCACUGCAAGUGACAGUGUGUCGGACUUGUUGAGAUCAUUGUGACUUAGGGAAGAAAACGUUACUGUUUGUGUGUAAGUUACUGCUUUGCGGUUCUGUGAUGUCUCAGCACGAUUCUGUCUGAAUGCUAAUGACCAACUUCUACUCACUGCGUUUUUAUUCCACCCACAGAGCAUUCAGAGUACUAAUACAGUCUACCACCUCCCUGAUACAGCUAUGCUCUUCAAAUCUAAUACUCAGAAAUUAAUUGAAGAUUGUACAGAACUAGAGAAUUUUUCUUUAAAUUAUUAUGCAAGGAGCAAGAUUUUAUGAUUGCCUUCAUUGUUCAGUAUUCUAAGGAUUAGUGUGAUUGCAGUUUCUUAUCUCUGUAUGUUUUCUUUAAAGAGAGGAAGAUUCCUUUCAAUUUGGGACUAUUUUUGAUUUCUGCAACUUCAAGCCUUACUGUUCUGGCUUUAUAGUUUGAUGGAUGGGGAUGUUCAUACAGACAGGGAGAAGGGAGGGUGCUUUCCAUUUUCAUCCAACGAGAGCCACCUUGCUAUUCAGGUCAAUGUACUGUAUAGGCGAAUGAUGUAAAUUGUAUGAUAAACACUUUUGGAUUUUGUAUGUAAAUUUACAUUAAAGUGCUGACUAACAGCAAAUCUAUUUAAUUGCUUAUUUUGGCUCUGGGGUCUUAGGUGUUAAAGUGCAUGGAUGUGUCUUGGCAGAGCAAAGUAGCAACUGUGAUUUUUACACAAAUAAAACAGCACAAUAUUUUAUCUGA
Hypanus sabinus (Atlantic stingray) is the source of this 4472-nucleotide messenger RNA. RefSeq names its product RALBP1 associated Eps domain containing 1 (gene reps1). The record is from RefSeq and is a predicted model, not a curated record. Bases 382 to 2376 code for a protein of 664 amino acids. The transcript has 19 exons. NCBI's taxonomy places the organism in Eukaryota, Metazoa, Chordata, Chondrichthyes, Myliobatiformes, Dasyatidae. Gene Ontology annotation, molecular function: calcium ion binding; protein binding. Gene Ontology annotation, cellular component: cytoplasm; plasma membrane. Gene Ontology annotation, biological process: endocytosis; endosomal transport.